This is a messenger RNA of Australozyma saopauloensis, 1464 nucleotides long. RefSeq lists its product as uncharacterized. The transcript has a single exon. Gene Ontology annotation, cellular component: post-mRNA release spliceosomal complex. Gene Ontology annotation, molecular function: RNA lariat debranching enzyme activator activity. The coding region runs from base 1 to 1464 and encodes 487 amino acids. NCBI's taxonomy places the organism in Eukaryota, Fungi, Ascomycota, Pichiomycetes, Serinales, Metschnikowiaceae. The record is from RefSeq and is a predicted model, not a curated record. Gene Ontology annotation, biological process: mRNA splicing, via spliceosome.
AUGGACGUCCUGAAACCGAAAUUCUUGGUGCUUCAUCCUGAUCCCGAUACCUUAAACGAUGUCGUGAAGAAGAUAAAUACCCAGAAUUCCAAAAUUGGGCCCUUGGCUGCUGUGAUAUUAUUGGGUUCUUUACCUGAUGUCAAAAUCGAAAACGAGCUAGAUGUUCCAACAUACUUCAUAAAGAGCAACAACAGCCAAUCCGAGCAGGAAACCUCUAAAAAUUUGAUUGGAGUCAAGGCACCAUCCGUGACAAAGCUCCCUUGUGGUGUAACAAUGGCAUUCGUGGAUACACAAUCCAAAGACAUCAAAGCAAUUGCCGACUACGCUGGAACAGCUGACCUCAUGUUCACUUACCAUUGGCCACAAGCAAUUGCAGCUACUGAGAGAUUGACACUUGUAGGAAACAGAACCUUGGAUCCAAUUGUGCAAUCGCUACGUCCAAGAUAUCACUUCGCUGUCGGGUCGGACAAGGGAAGACAUUUCGAAUACCCAGCCUUUGCAUGGGACAAUGAGCGUAUUUGUCGUUUCAUAUCCUUGGGUAGGGAGAAGACAGGCACCAAAUGGUUUUAUGCUUUUGGUUUGGGAAAUGAAAAGGACAACGUCAGUGGAUGUUGCACCAAUCCGUUUUUGGUGGAGCCAAAACCAGAGUUGAGUCCUAUCGUGACAGAACUAGUAGACACAAAGGAACAAAAGCUCCAAAGACUCAAAAGACAUACCGAAGAAGAAUCAGAGGCCCGCGAGCCAGAGGUCAAACGUCCCAGAGUGACUCCAGAUACGUGCUUUUUCUGUCUCCUGAAUCCGAAGGUCGAGACCCACAUGAUUGUUUCGAUUGGCAGAUGUUCAUAUCUCACAAUUGCAAAAGGCCCUCUCACCUUGCCACUGCGAAAUUUGAACUUAUCUGGACAUGCUAUUUUGGUACCAUUGGAUCAUACCCCAACUGCCUCUCUUCCGACAGAGACUAGCGAAGAGCUCCAGAAAUAUCAAAGUAGUAUAGCCGCGGCGUUUCAUCUGAAAGGGUUUGCCGUUGUAUUUUUUGAGAUCAGCAGGCCUGAGAAUGUCCACUACCAUAUACAAAUGGUGCCUAUACCUGAAAACUUAUUGGCAGAGCACUUCGAUAGAGCUUUGCAAAACAGACUUCAGGUAAAUAACGAGAAGUUUGCAAAUAAUCAGAAUCUAGAAUUCACCAAAUGUUUGCCCGAUGACGGUAAGAUGGAGGAUUUGACAAAGAACUCUUUUGUUCGAUUUACACUUUUCGAAAAUCUGAUGCUUCUGCGAUACUACGUGGCACCUGUGAUAGAUGACAAGACUCUCGAUUUACAGUUUCCUAGAAGAGUUUUGGCAUUUCUCCUCAAAACGCCCAAAAGACAGAAUUGGGACCGAUGCCGCCAAACUUUGGCUGAAGAGUCAAAUGAAUGUGAGAAAUUCAAGAAUUUUUAUCAACCUUUUGAUUUCACGCAUGAUUGA